AUGGAGCUUCGCCUAGCGGUACUGCUGCUGUUGGCGAUUACAGCCAUUACAGGCCGGAAUGUGGCAGCACUGUCCAUCCGGGCCGUGCAGGAACCAAGUGAUCCGGAUCUGGACGACAUGGAGUACGAUCGGGACAACGGAGGCGACUCGCUUAUUCCACCGCCGGUCGUGAUGCGGACGGAUUUUGGCGAACCGAUACCAACGGUACAGAUUCCGAACAAGGCGGGCGAGUUUGAGACGAUGGCACGGAUGGACGUGCAGGAGUGCAAAAGCAACGCUAGCUCCUACGAGGCCACCAGGUACGUCCAGUGCUAUCUGUACCGGGCGAACACCACCGAGGAUCGGUACGAGUUUCACUUCAACGGGCUAAGCUCGAUCGUGCAGGCCGGGUUCAAGCGCGACCUACCGACGGCGAUCCUCGUGCACGGUUGGCUCGGCAGCUCCGAAUCAGUGGUGAUCGACCCGCUCGCCAAAGCGCUGCUGGCGCAGGAAAACAAGAACGUUAUCGCGGUGGAUUGGGAACAGGGGGCGAGCACGUUGCUCUACCCGAUCGCCCGUUACCGGGUGCCGAAGGUCGCCGCACUGGUUGCCGCCCUGAUAGACAACCUGGUGGUUGGGCUCGGCCAGGACGUCAAUAGGAUCGGCAUCAUCGGGCACAGUCUUGGGGCGCACAUCGCGGGCAUCGCCGGCAAGAAGGUACGGUCGGGCAAGAUAGGGUACAUCGUCGGGCUGGAUCCGGCUUCGCCCCUGUUCCGACUGAAGAAGCCGGCCGAUCGGCUCUCCUCGGACGACGCACAGUACGUGGAGAUUAUCCACACGAACGGCAAGGCGCUCGGGUUCUUCAGCAACAUCGGGCAGGCGGACUACUACCCGAACGGUGGCGUGCGCCAACCCGGCUGUGGUUUCAGCCUCACCUGCAGCCAUUCGCGGGCGGUGGACUUUUUCAAGGAAUCGCUCAAAAUUCGCAACUAUUACGCACAGCGGUGCGAUGGCCUAACGAACCUUGGACCUUCCUGCACUACCGAUCGCACCGUGCUGGGCGGGUUGGUGUGGAAAUCGUCGAAACCGGCCGGUGUGUACUAUAUCGCGACCGCCUCCAACGAACCAUUCCUGCGCAGUAGCGGAGCUGCUGUUGUGAAACCGAUAUCCAUGAUCAUCCCGCUACUAUCACUGCUCAUCACGUUACGGUGCAGGUGGCAGGCAUGA
Messenger RNA from Anopheles marshallii, 1206 nucleotides. RefSeq names its product phospholipase A1-like. The record is from RefSeq and is a predicted model, not a curated record. Lineage: Eukaryota; Metazoa; Arthropoda; Insecta; Diptera; Culicidae. Gene Ontology annotation, biological process: lipid metabolic process. Bases 1 to 1206 code for a protein of 401 amino acids. Gene Ontology annotation, molecular function: lipase activity. The transcript is spliced from 2 exons.